Molecule: messenger RNA, 1752 nt
Organism: Symbiodinium sp. CCMP2592
Lineage: Eukaryota; Dinophyceae; Suessiales; Symbiodiniaceae
Source: the annotation of a GenBank genome assembly
AUGGCUUCGCAGACUCGGUGCGUGUGGGCGGCCCCGGUGAGGCGGCAGAUGCCGCUGCAUGCACAGCCAGGCAUCUCAACCGUCUCAACCUACGUGUGGCCCUGGCCUUCGGCGCCGAUCGUUGUGCGCCGAACGAUCCGCAUCGUCGCAAGGCCAGUUGCACCGGCGCAGGUGCAACUGCCUCAUCUUCUGGGAAGGCGGUCAUGGGCAACGUCCCCUGAGCCGCGCAAGAAUCCCAAGACCAAAGGACCCCCAAAGGGGGAGCCUCCGAUGAUGUGUGUCGCGGCCACACCAGUGCGACAUCCCAGCAAGCCAACCAUCCCUGAGACAGCUGCUACGCCACCUGCGCACCAAGCCCCUGUGCCACCUCCCGAGCCAGAGCAUGCGAAGGGCCCUCCCGUUUCCUUUUGUCCCGAAACACCAGAGGGAGGUGAGGAAGAUCACGAGCAGAAGGAGGAGGAGGAGGCCAACGAUGAGCCUCAGCAUCCCUCGCCAAGGCUUGCAGAAGCUGCGAAGGCAGAACCCCCACACGCCCAAUUCGGGGAGGCAGAGCUAGAGGCUCUGAUGGCAGACUUGGCCGCUAUGGGGAUCCAGGUGCCUGAGAAGCCCAAGGGCGAGGCGGAGGUCGGCGAUCUCAUUGUACUGGGUGCAAACAUUUAUCCGAAGGAGUUCCGGCUCAGAUACGCGGUCAUUAUGGAGGUGGAGGCCACACACCUGACCGUGUGGCCGCUGCUGGAAGACCGUGCGACCGCCAUGGGCGAGUGCUGGCCAUAUAAGGUCGACACAACACUGGAGAGCACUGUCGGCCGGCUGGGAGGCCGAGUGCGGGCGGCACAAGGGCCCCAUGCGGGCUGCGUCGGCACGGUGGUCGCGGUGCCCGGCGUAAGAUUCCCCCUGUUCCAGGAGCUCAGGAACCACCACAUGCAGUACGUCAUCAAAGUCGCAUUCGAUGAUGGCAGGUGCUUCGUGUUCGUCCAUGUGCAAAAUUAUGCAAAAUUGGCGGCAGAUGCCGCUGCAUGCACAGCCAGGCAUCUCAACCGUCUCAACCUACGUGUGGCCCUGGCCUUCGGCGCCGAUCGUUGUGCGCCGGACGAUCCGCAUCGUCGCAAGGCCAGUUGCGCCGGUGAGGAAGAUCACGAGCAGAAGAAGGAGGAUGAGGAGGCCAACGAUGCAGAGCUAGAGGCUCUGAUGGCAGACUUGGCCGCUAUGGGGAUCCAGGUGCCUGAGAAGCCCAAGGGCGAGGCGGAGGUGGGCGGACGGGGGGAUGAGCGCUGUGAAAACAUUUUCCGUUUCGUGCGGCCCAAGGUCGGCGAUCUCAUUGUACUGGGUGCAAACAUUUAUCCGAAGGAGUUCCGGCUCAGAUACGCGGUCGUUAUGGAGGCGCGCUGCGGCUGCAAUUCCGAAGUGGAGGCCACACACCUGACCGUGUGGCCGCUGCUGGAAGACCGCGCGACCGCCAUGGGCGAGUGCUGGCCAUAUAAGGUCGACACAACACUGGAGAGCACCGUCGGCCGGCUGGGAGGCCGAGUGCGGGUGGUUCAAGGGCCCCAUGUGGGCUGCGUCGGCACGGUGGUCGCGGUGCCCGGCGUAAGAUUCCCCCUGUUCCAGGAGCUCAGGAACCACCACAUGCAGUACGUCAUCAAAGUCGCAUUCGAUGAUGGCAGGCGCCGGUGUUUGGAGCACUGUUUGUUUUGGGAGUCACAUGUUCCUCACUUUGGAACUAAAACUGUGGAGAUGGUGGGCAGUACAUGA